UCAGUGAUAAUAAUGGCAGAGCUGACAGGUGGAAAAUAUUGCUUUGCAAUUGAUCGCGGUGGCACCUUCACCGACAUACUUUGCAUACGCCCCGAUGGAAAAGUACGUACAUUGAAGCUGUUAUCAGAGGAUCCCAGCCGUUAUAGCGAUGCACCGCGCGAGGGUAUAAGACGCAUUUUAAAAGAGGAAACUGGACGUGAUGUCACCUCGGCGGGGCUUGUGGAUACUAGUCAAAUCGGUUGGGUACGCAUGGGCACAACGGUGGCCACGAAUGCGUUACUCGAACGUAAAGGUGAUCCUGUGGCGCUUGUGGUGAAUGAAGGGUUUCGCGAUUUGCUGUAUAUUGGCAAUCAAGCGCGCCCGAAAAUUUUCGACCUCAAUAUACGUAAAGCGUCCAAUUUAUACAAAACCGUAGUGGAAAUUAACUGUCGUCUUGUGCCAGAGCAAGCAAAUCGCUGUCAGUUAGAACACACUUGGCCGCUGUUGGAAGGCACUUCGGGCGCCAAGUAUUUAGAAAUGCAGCCCGUCGAUGUAGCGGCUGUGCGUGAGGCACUACAAAAGGUGCGCGUGGAAGGCAUCACAAGCGUGGCGGUGGUGUUGGCGCAUAGCUUUGCAUGCCCAGUGCACGAGUUACAAGUUGGCGCAAUAGCGCAGGAGCUUGGUUUUACACACAUUACACUCUCACAUCAGACUAUGCCAAUGCGCCGCUUAGUAGCGCGCGGUUAUACAGCCUGCGCUGAGGCAUAUCUAACACCACACGUAGAACGUUAUCUCAACAGUUUCAAAUCUGGCUUCGAUAAAGAAUUGGCUGGUGUUGAUGUGCUUUUUAUGCAAUCGGAUGGCGGUUUGGUGCGCAUGGAGAACUUUCGCGGUGCGCGCGCCAUACUCUCCGGUCCCGCGGGCGGUGUGGUGGGCUAUGCAAUGACGGGCGCGCGUGAAACGAACGCGCCACUAAUAGGUUUCGAUAUGGGCGGCACUUCGACCGAUGUCUCACGCUAUGCUGGCAGCUAUGAGCAUGUGAUUGAGAGCACAACAGCGGGCGUCACGAUACAAGCGCCACAAUUAGAUAUUAAUACAGUGGCGGCCGGUGGCGGUUCGAUGUUGUUUUUCCGUUCUGGUCUAUUUGUAGUCGGUCCUGAAUCUGCUGGCGCACAUCCUGGACCGGCGUGCUAUAAAAAAGGUGGGCCACUCACUGUCACAGAUGCCAAUCUAAUAUUGGGCCGUUUAUUGCCGGAAUAUUUUCCAAAAAUUUUCGGUCCCAAAGAAAAUGAAGCGCUCGAUUUCGCUGUGACCAAAGAGAAAUUCGAAAAAAUGCGCGUGGUGAUUAAUGAGUACCUGCAAAGUGGCGGUGACACAAAGCAAUUGAGUGUCGAAGAUGUCGCUUUGGGCUUUAUACGCGUCGCUAACGAGGCUAUGUGCCGUCCCAUUAGAGCGCUAACACAAGCGCGCGGUCUGGACACGUCACAGCAUGUGCUGGCAUGCUUUGGCGGCGCUGGCGGUCAACACGCUUGCUCCAUAGCGCGUGAGUUAGGCAUAAGUAAGGUGCUUGUGCACAAGUACGCCGGCGUUUUGUCCGCCUACGGCAUGGCGCUAGCCGAUGUAGUGCAGGAAACACAAGAACCAUGCGGUUUGUCAUUCUCCGCUGAAAAUGCUGCCUUCUUCAAGUCUCGCUUGGACGCAUUGUCCGCGCAGUGUACCAGCAGCUUGCAAUCGCAGGGUUAUAGCAAAAUCGAAUUGGAACCUUUCUUACAUUUACGUUAUGAUGGCACCGAUUGCGCGCUAAUGUGCUCACCAGCCGCUACAGCGCGCAAGGAAGACGCUUUACUCGCGUCUUAUGGCGACUUCAUCGACACAUUCCUGCAACGUUAUCGCACCGAGUUUGGUUUUGUGCUGCAAAAUCGCGCAAUUGUCGUGGAUGAUAUACGCGUGCGCGGCUUGGGUAAGAACAACACACCGCCUGGGUUGGAAAUCGCGAGCGCGUCCGUAGAGACACCAAAACCCGUUGGGUUUACGCGCAUUUUCUUUGAGCAAGGCGCACACGAGUCACCGAUUUACUUGACCUCGAGUCUAUUGGCGGGCAGUAAAAUCAUCGGACCGGCGAUUUUGAUUGAUCAACUUUCGACCAUACUUGUAGAACCCGAUUGUGUGGCUGAAGUGACGAAGCAUGGCGAUCUUGUCAUAAAUGUUUGCUCCUCCAAUCGCACUGUGGUCGAUUGCAAACUCGAUGCCAUACAGCUGAGCAUCUUCAGUCAUCGCUUCAUGAGCAUAGCUGAGCAGAUGGGCAGAGUGCUGCAACGCACAUCGAUUUCGACCAACAUCAAAGAGCGUCUCGAUUUCUCGUGCGCGCUCUUCGGUCCCGACGGCGGUCUCGUAAGCAAUGCGCCACACAUACCCGUGCAUUUGGGCGCUAUGCAGGAGACAGUGCAAUAUCAGUUACGCGUGCGUGGCGAUAGCUUGAAGAAUGGCGAUGUUAUUUUGUCCAAUCACCCGCAAGCCGGCGGUUCACAUCUGCCAGAUUUGACCGUUAUCACGCCUGUAUUCUAUCGCGAUCAACCGAAACCAGUUUUCUUUGUCGCCUCACGCGGUCAUCACGCCGACAUCGGUGGCAUCACACCGGGUUCCAUGCCACCACAUUCCACGUCACUGGCGCAGGAAGGUGCCGCCUUUAAGUCCUUCCUGAUUGUCGAAGGUGGUGUGUUCCAGGAGAAGAAUAUCGUUGAGCGUCUCACCACACCGUCCGGCGCUAAAGGCGCCACUGGCACACGCAAUCUGCCUGAUAAUAUUUCCGAUCUGAAAGCGCAAAUCGCCGCCAAUCACAAAGGCAUACAACUCGUAUCGGAGCUCAUCGAUAGCUAUGGUCUGGAUGUGGUGCAAGCCUACAUGAAUUAUAUACAACAAAACGCUGAGGUCGCCGUGCGCGAUAUGCUCAAGGAAAUCGCACAAAAUGUCUUGAAACGCAACGGCAGCACCACUUUGGAAGCGGUCGAGUUCAUGGAUGACGGUUCACCGAUUAAGUUGCGCGUCGAAAUCGAUCCCGUGCAAGGCAAUGCCUUAUGUGACUUUACCGGUUCAGGGCCGGAGGUGUGGGGCAAUUGUAAUGCACCUCGCGCCAUUACACUCUCUGCGCUCAUCUACUGUCUGCGCUGCAUGGUCGGCCAUGAUGUGCCACUCAAUCAGGGCUGCUUGGCGCCUAUCAAAGUUAUUGUGCCGCAGAACUCCAUCUUAGAUCCCUCCGAGGGCGCCGCUGUUGUCGGUGGCAAUGUGCUGACCUCACAGCGCAUUGUCGACACCGUGUUGAAGACCUUCAAUGUGUGCGCCGCCUCGUGUGGCUGCAUGAAUAAUGUCACCAUUGGCGAUGAGGAAUGGGGCUACUAUGAGACGGUGGCAGGCGGCGCGGGUGCUGGUCCAACAUGGCAUGGUGCCGACGGUGUGCAUACGCAUAUGACCAACACGCGCAUAACCGAUGCGGAGGUCAUGGAAUUGCGUUAUCCGAUCAUCUUGAAACGUUUCUGCUUGCGCACCGAUCAAUCUGGUGGCGCCGGCCAAUUCCACGGCGGUGAGGGUGUGGAACGUGAACUGCUCUUCCGCAAGCCGGUCACGUUGUCGAUUUUGACGGAGCGUCGCACGUUGCAACCCUACGGCUUGGCGGGUGGUCAACCAGCUAAGCGUGGUUUGAAUUUGUUGCGCAAGCCGGAUGGGCGCGUCAUCUCAUUGGGCGGCAAAACCUGCAUCGAUGUGGAGGCGGGCGAUAUAUUUUUGCUUAAAACUCCCGGCGGUGGUGGUUAUGGUGUGCCAGAUGUGACAGCUGAUGCUGGUAAAGUGGUCUCACAUACCGAAAAACAUAAUUUAACCGAACGCGGUAGUGUCUUUGAGUACAGACAAGCGCAGGAGUCGGCUUGAAGAGUGCACCACAACAACAAUAACAAGACAAUAACAAUAGUUGCAAUUCCAUUUACAGACAUGAUCUUUACGAAACAGUUUUUAAAACCAAAUCUAAAGUGCUUUGUAACAAAACAAUAAUGUUAUACCAAAUGUUAGAAGAACUAUUCUACAAGUGCAAUUGCAUACUUUAUUAUGUGUAUAAA
Molecule: messenger RNA, 4085 nt
Organism: Zeugodacus cucurbitae (melon fly)
Lineage: Eukaryota; Metazoa; Arthropoda; Insecta; Diptera; Tephritidae
Product: 5-oxoprolinase
Exons: 8
Coding region: 13-3900 (1295 amino acids)
Biological process (GO): glutathione metabolic process
Cellular component (GO): cytosol
Molecular function (GO): 5-oxoprolinase (ATP-hydrolyzing) activity
Source: RefSeq, a predicted model, not a curated record